ACUUUAAUCUUGGCAAUGUCAGAAUUGCUGAAAAACCCAAGAGUUAUGGAAAAGGCACAAGCCGAGGUGAGACAACUUUUAAGUACAAAAGGAAAUCUUGUUUAUGAAGAUGACCUCCAUAAAUUGAGUUACUUAAAGUUAGUUAUCAAAGAAACUCUGAGAUUACACCCUCCUCUCCCUUUAUUACUACCUAGGGAGAGCAUGGAGAGAUUUGAAAUCAAUGGAUAUGAGAUACCUGCUAAAAGCCAAGUCAUUGUCAAUAUAUGGGCAAUUAGUAGAGAUCCUGAAAAUUGGAAUGAUCCAGAGAGUUUUCUUCCAGAGAGAUUCCUUGACAGUUUAAUAGAUUACAAGGGGACUGAUUUUCAAUAUCUACCUUUUGGUGCUGGAAGGAGAAUAUGUCCUGGCAUGUCGUUCGGGUUAGCUAAUGUUGAGCUUCCACUUGCAAAUUUAUUGUAUCACUUUGACUGGGAACUUCCUGAGGGAGAGAAACAAGAAGAUCUAGACAUGACUAAGGCCUUCGGUGCAGCAAUUUGCAAGAAAAGAGACCUGUGUGUGAUUUCUAUUGCUUAUAAUCCUUCAACUAGUGAAUAA
Molecule: messenger RNA, 591 nt
Organism: Cornus florida
Lineage: Eukaryota; Viridiplantae; Streptophyta; Magnoliopsida; Cornales; Cornaceae
Product: cytochrome P450 71D10-like
Exons: 1
Coding region: 16-591 (191 amino acids)
Molecular function (GO): monooxygenase activity; heme binding; oxidoreductase activity, acting on paired donors, with incorporation or reduction of molecular oxygen
Source: RefSeq, a predicted model, not a curated record